Messenger RNA from Salvia hispanica, 626 nucleotides. NCBI's taxonomy places the organism in Eukaryota, Viridiplantae, Streptophyta, Magnoliopsida, Lamiales, Lamiaceae. The record is from RefSeq and is a predicted model, not a curated record.
AUGGCAGGUGCAUUGGUUAUCGAGGCUGGGGCUAGUGGAAACCUUAACCGACUCAAGGCAAUUAGAAAGAAGGUGAAAGAUGAAAGAGAGUUCCUCAAAAUAUGCGAUGAAUGCAGCGAAUUCUCCACUGGCCGGACUGUCCUGCAUCACGCGGCUGCAAUCGGACAUUAUGAGAUUUGCAAAUUCUUGAUACAUAACGUCAAAGUUUAUGUCAAUCCCAUGGAUUACAAGAGUCUCACUCCCUUGCACUUAGCUGUUCUAAAAGGUAAUCGGGAGCUUAUCGAGUUGUUGCUGGUGAAGCGUGCUCAUAUAGAAGCAGAGUCUUUGGAUGGAACACCUUUACAAGUUGCUGUUUCUUGUGGAAAUGCUGAGGCUGUCAAGUGUCUCUUGUCUCAUGGCGCAAACCCAAACCGUUUUUAUGAAGUUGUGGACUGCCCUCUUGUAUGUGCAGUCAAGUCUCGCUCAUUUGAAUGCAUGAAUUUGCUGCUCGAGGUAUGUUUGGUGAAAUGGAAAUACCCAUCUUGUCUAGGUUUUGUUAGAGAUUGAUGUCCUUUAUCAUGAUAAUGGCUAUAUGCUAGAUGAUUUAAACUUCCAAUGGUUCUUUAGCUCUGUUCCUCAGUUAUAUG